This is a messenger RNA of Miscanthus lutarioriparius, 429 nucleotides long. The record is from the annotation of a GenBank genome assembly. NCBI's taxonomy places the organism in Eukaryota, Viridiplantae, Streptophyta, Magnoliopsida, Poales, Poaceae.
AUGGAGCAAGCCGAGGCGGUGAGCGGCACGCCUGGAGCGGGAGUGGAUGGUGGUGAGAGGACGGCGAGGAAGGCGGCGACGGCGCUGAAGGUGGUGGUGGCCGUGGACGCGAGCGAUGAGAGCCUGCACGCGCUGUCGUGGGCGCUGGACAACAUCGUGCGGUGCCACCCGGACGCCGGGACGCGACGCUCGUCGUCGUCCACGCCCAGCACGCCGUCGACCACUUCGCCUACCCCGUCGCCGCGCACGGAGGAGAACUCCCGCAGGAUCGUGGCGCGCGCGCUGGACGUCUGCAAGGAGAGGCCGGUGGGCGCCACGGGGGCCGUCGUGGAGGGCGACGCCAAGGAGGCCAUCCGCCAGGCCGUCGAGCGGAUGCAGGCCGGGCUUCUCGUCCUCGGCAGCCGGGGACUCGGCACAAUCAAGAGGUAG